Molecule: messenger RNA, 1132 nt
Organism: Pollicipes pollicipes
Lineage: Eukaryota; Metazoa; Arthropoda; Thecostraca; Pollicipedomorpha; Pollicipedidae
Product: myeloid differentiation primary response protein MyD88-like
Exons: 9
Coding region: 68-1132 (354 amino acids)
Biological process (GO): Toll signaling pathway; MyD88-dependent toll-like receptor signaling pathway; toll-like receptor 4 signaling pathway
Cellular component (GO): plasma membrane
Molecular function (GO): Toll-like receptor binding; TIR domain binding
Source: RefSeq, a predicted model, not a curated record
AAGAGCAACAGGGCGACAGAUAUGAUACAACUGAUUUGGGUGGGAGUGCUCGGUUUGCUAAAGGAAUAUGAAUCAGAUGGAUGAACUCAACACAGUAGAGAGCCCUAUUGUGGCUCUCACAGAAAUCACAAAGGAAAAAUUAGCAUUGUUGCUCAAUGGAAAGAAAAUCUUACCAUCAGAUGAUGGCUUUCCAAGGGACUGGCGCGGCGUGGCGCAGUGUCUGGACUGCGACAACGACGUGGUGCAGCAGCUGGGACGGUCGGCCAGUCCGACGGUGGCGCUGCUGGAGCGGUGCCGCGCCCGACCCGUGGCCGAUCUCUGGCGAGCCCUGCAGGACGUCGGCCGGUGGGAUGUGCAGGACGACGCCCGCUACAUGAUCGAGGACGACGUGAGGCUGUACCAGGAGCGGCUGAGCUCAUCCGCCGCUACCAGCAGCGCCGUCUCCCUGCUGCCCGGCCUGGACGACGCUGACCUGCUCUGCGUCGGUGAUGCCGAAUGUCUGCGCGCCGGCCGGCCGCUCCCCACCUUCGAUGCCUUCCUCCUCUACGACGACGGUGACACCGAGUUCGCAGCGCAAAUCAUUGAGCGUAUGGAAGCCAGGGGAAUCAAGCUGUGUGAUAAGGAGCGCCACCUUCUGCCCGGCGUGACGUUCGAGCACCAGGGCAUCAUCCGGCUGAUGGAGACGCGCUGCCACCGCGUGCUGGCCGUGCUAUCGCCGCAGUUCCUCCAGUCGGCCGUCAACAAGUUCCUGGCCAUGUUCGCGCAGGCGCUCGGACUGGACAAGCGCGGUCGCAUGCUGCUGCCGUGCGUGUACCAGAAGUGCACGCUGCCGUCGUACCUGAUGUACUGCUCUCGGCUAGACUUCACGCGCGGCGUGGGCCUCGUCAACGCCUGGGACAAGAUGUACGAGACGCUCAGUGUCGCCAUGGUCACCCGCACCAGGUCAGCGUCUCACUCCGUGACGGACGCGCUGCCGGCGCCGGCCGCCGCCAAACCUCGCAGUGACUCGACGCCGUGCUGCGCGUCGACACCGCCGGACGACCCGCCCGCUGCCGAGACGUCGGCCGACAAGCAGAAGACGAAGGCGAAGCGCGAGAAGAAGAAGGAGGCGAAGGCGCUGAUGGCCGCGUGA